AUGCAUCAUAAGAAAUCAGAAGCUCAGAUCGGAAAAGAAAGCAUUGGCGUCUCUUCCGAUUUCAAUCCAAUCUCAGGCGCAGCACCACCACCGCCACCUUCUUUCUCUUCUUCAAUUUCGCACCAAUUCAACCACAUCUCUCAGUUUCCUCACUACCCAUCUCAACAUUUGCCCCAAAAUGACCCUCCAAUCCCUCAAACCACACCUUACAAGCGACCCCUUUUGACCCAAACCCACUCCUCCCUCUCCAAAUCCCCAACCCUUUACAAAUUCCCACCGCCCCCGAAGAACCCACCUCUCUUUUCCCCUUCUCUUGCCGCCAAAACCGCCUUUUUUCGCCUCAUCCGCCGCGUCAACCGCCUCCGCCGCCUCCUCCUAUUGCUCUGUCUGCCAUUCUUUUACUUCUUGGUCUCUCACCCAAGCCACUCUUUCUUUCUUGACUUUCUCUCCGCUUUUGCUUUCUCUUCUGCAUUGUUGUUCUCGCUCAAUCUCGCCCUCCCUCGCCUCCCAUCAAUACGGCUUUUCCUAGCCAGGUCUUUCCCAAUCAAGCUCAAGACCUCGUCUUCCUUGUCUAGACCGCCUUUGCCGGUGUUUUGGUCAAUUGGGUCUCGCCCAAAAGCCGAGAACGGAGGAAAUUCGGGUUGUUGGGUUCAGGUUUAUGGCAACGGAGACGUGUAUGAGGGUGAGUUUCACAAGGGACAGUGUUCAGGAAGUGGGGUGUAUUACUAUUACAUGAGUGGGAGGUAUGAGGGAGACUGGGUUGAUGGGAAAUAUGAUGGUUAUGGUGUAGAGACAUGGGCAAGAGGAAGCCGGUACCGUGGGCAGUAUAGGCAGGGUCUUAGAUAUGGUUUUGGAGUGUAUAGGUUUUACACUGGUGAUGUUUAUGCUGGGGAAUGGUCUAAUGGGCAGACUCAUGGGUGUGGAAUUCAUACCUGUGAGGAUGGGAGUAGAUAUGUUGGGGAAUUCAAGUGGGGCGUCAAGCAUGGCCUUGGUCACUACCAUUUCAGAAAUGGGGAUACAUAUGCUGGAGAAUAUUUUGCGGAUAAAAUGCAUGGGUUUGGAGUCUAUCGAUUUGCAAAUGGACAUAGGUACGAGGGAGCCUGGCAUGAGGGUAGAAGGCAAGGGCUUGGUAUGUACACGUUCAGAACUGGGGAAACUCAGGCUGGUCACUGGCAAAAUGGAGUCCUUGAUGUUCCAAGCACACAAAAUGCAACUUAUCCCGUAUCUCCAGUUGCUGUUAAUCAUUCCAAAGUACUCAAUGCGGUACAGGAAGCACGAAUAGUGGCAGAGAAAGCCUAUGAUGUCGCCAAGGUGGAUGAAAGAGUGAACAGGGCUGUAACAGCAGCUAAUAGGGCAGCAAAUGCAGCUAGAGUAGCAGCAGUGAAAGCUGUCCAGAAACAAAUGCAGCACAAUAGUAGCAGUGACAGCAUACCAAUUCCAAUUUUAUGA
Prunus armeniaca (apricot) is the source of this 1449-nucleotide messenger RNA. The record is from the annotation of a GenBank genome assembly. NCBI's taxonomy places the organism in Eukaryota, Viridiplantae, Streptophyta, Magnoliopsida, Rosales, Rosaceae.